AUGACCAUCCGUCUUGGGGUCCUUGGACUCUCCGACCAGUCGAAUGAACCGGCGAAGUCUCAGUAUCAACUAUCUGCUCUUUGCAGCUCUUCUCCUCAGUCUGCUGCAAAGAAUGCCGCUCACUUCAGCGAGCUCAUCGGGCAUGAUGUACGACCCUACCACGGUCCCACGUACGCCAUCGCCGCAGACGAUUCCCUAGACCUAGUCGUCGUAUCGAUCAAAGCACCCGCCCGUCGCGACGCCGUUCUACCGCUGUUGAAGAAGAGCCGCAGCGUAUUUGUGGAGUGGCCCCUCGGCAAGAACAUAGCAGAGACACGAGAGUUGACGGCGAAGGCGAGGGAGAAGGGCGUGCGGACGAUAGUGGGCUUGCAAGCAUGGCAGACACCGGCUGUGAGGAAGAUCCGCGAGAUCAUUGCAGCUGGCAGUAUCGGGGCGGUGAACAACGUGACAUGGUCUGCAGUCAAGAGGCCGGCCGGGCUGUCCACAUUCUGUACACCCUUCGUCACCCCUUCGUACGAGUUUGCACUGGAUCCCACCAAUGGCGCGACGCUUGCUGAUAUCUGGAUCGGUCAUGGCCUUUCGAUGAUCAUUCGGGCCGUGGGUCCUCUGGCUUCGCUCUCUGCGACCGGUGUAACGACCAUCCCGACCGUAAAAGUUGGCGUUUCUCCGGACGAUGAAGCAGCCAAGAUCGUAUCUGCUACGCAACCGGAUCAGUAUGGCGUGAAUGGUGUGUUUGCAAAGUCUGGCGCACUCUUCAGCGGGACCUGGUGUACGAGGCCGCUCGAGUCGAAAACCACAAGCCCUGUGCUGCUUUGGACUAUCAGCGGCACGAAAGGUCAGAUCCAUGUACGAAUCGGUUCCGACGCCUUCUGCGGCGAAGCUCCUCACGUGUAUCCUCCGGAAGCGAUAUUCCUGAAUGAAGAGAGAGUAUCAUUAGAGGAAGCGAAUGCUGAGUUUGGUGGGACUGCUGGGAGGGCGUGGGCCGAGUAUGCGCGCGGCGAAGACGGCGAGUAUCCGACUUUCGAAGACGCUCUCAUAGUGAAGCAGCAUGUGGAAGCAUUGAAGAGAGGCGUGGUGGAGGGAAGAAGGAUGAUCGCCAGCGAUAUGUAG
This is a messenger RNA of Peniophora sp. CBMAI 1063, 1110 nucleotides long. The record is from the annotation of a GenBank genome assembly. Lineage: Eukaryota; Fungi; Basidiomycota; Agaricomycetes; Russulales; Peniophoraceae.